Molecule: messenger RNA, 1964 nt
Organism: Aedes aegypti (yellow fever mosquito)
Lineage: Eukaryota; Metazoa; Arthropoda; Insecta; Diptera; Culicidae
Gene: Nop56
Product: nucleolar protein 56
Exons: 2
Coding region: 316-1824 (502 amino acids)
Cellular component (GO): box C/D methylation guide snoRNP complex; small-subunit processome
Molecular function (GO): snoRNA binding
Source: RefSeq, a predicted model, not a curated record
UCAUUUGCAACUUCAAAACACCCCAGCAAACGAACACAGUUCUGUCGCACUGCAGAGAUCGUAGUGCUGUUUUCCUACAAAAUGUGUUGUUAAUCGCGCUUCGGUUCGAUAAUAAUAAUUUUUGGGUCGUUUUUACGGCAAUUUAAUACGUUUGAACCGUUUACCGACGAAGUGUUUCAAAAGCAAACAUCAAUCAGUGUCAUAAAUGUGCUCUUAAAUGUAACACAGUUGGAAGUACAAAUUGACAAAUAGUUUCUGGACAGUGUGUUCGCCUUCCGGACAGACCACGAUUUUGAACUAAGAAUCGUUCAAACCAUGGCCCUGUACGUCCUUUACGAACAUGCUGCCGGCUAUGCCGUGUUUAGCGUCAAGGAGUUUGAGGAGAUUUCGAUGUUAUUGCCACAGGUGGAACAGUCCGUGACCGAUUUGUCCCGCUUCAAUUCGAUCGUAAAGCUGGUGGGAUUCUCUCCCUUCAAAACGGCGGUCGCUGCGCUGGAAAACGUCAAUGCCAUCUCGGAAGGAAUCGUCCCGGAUGACCUGUCGGUAUUUCUGGACUCGGUUCUUCCGAAAGCGUCCAAAUCCAACAAGUUCACUUUGGGUGUGGCAGAUGCCAAGCUUGGCGCGGCUUUAGCAGAAGCGCUGAAAAUUCAAUGCUCGCACAUUGGAGCCGUUCCGGAGAUAUUGCGGGGAAUUCGUCAUCACUUCCCGAAGCUGGUCAAAGGAUUCUCCGACAAAAGUGCUGGCAUUGCUCAGCUGGGUUUGGGCCAUAGCUAUUCACGAUGCAAGGUCAAGUUCAAUGUCCAUCGCUCGGACAAUAUGAUCAUUCAAUCGAUUGCGCUGCUGGAUCAGCUGGACAAAGACAUCAACACGUUUUCGAUGCGGAUUAGAGAGUGGUAUUCUUACCACUUCCCAGAGCUGGUUAAAAUCGUCCCAGACAAUUAUCUAUUUGCCAAGGUCGCCCAUUUCGUCAAGGAUCGCAAAUCACUCUCCCAGGAAAGUUUGGAAGGUCUCGAAGAGAUUGUGAUGGAUUCGGAAAAAGCGCAGGCCAUUAUCGACGCGUCCAAAAUGUCCAUGGGAAUGGACAUUUCCGUAAUAGAUUUGCUGAACAUUGAGAUGUUUGCCAAGCGAGUGGUUAAUCUGUCGGAAUAUCGCCACCAGCUAGCUGAGUACCUGCACUCGAAAAUGACCAAUGUCGCUCCAAAUUUGCAAUCCUUGAUCGGAGAUCAAGUUGGUGCUAGGCUCAUUUCAAAGGCCGGAAGUCUCACAAACCUGGCCAAGUAUCCUGCAUCGACGGUGCAGAUUUUGGGAGCAGAAAAGGCACUGUUCCGUGCUCUUAAAACCAAGAGCAACACACCGAAGUAUGGUCUGCUGUUCAACUCUUCGUUUAUCGGACGAGCAAAUGCCAAAAACAAGGGUCGUAUUUCGCGCUUUUUGGCCAAUAAAUGCUCCAUCGCAUCUCGUAUCGAUUGCUUUACCGAAGCUCCCAACAGUGUAUUUGGGGAAGCGCUGAAGCAACAGGUGGAAGACCGUUUGAAGUUCUACGAAUCCGGUGAAGCACCCCGCAAAAACGAAGAAGUCAUGAAGGAAGCAAUCGAAGUUGCUGCUCAGCUCAAUGCCAGCCAGAUGAGUGCUAAGAAGAAGAAAAAGAAGAAGGACAAGAAGCGUAAACUUGAGGAAGAAGAUGAUGCGAACGGAACUGCAGCAGAUGAAACGCUGAAUGACACUGCUAACGGUAAUGGAUCGAUCCUGGAAGCAGAGCCCGAAGCAACAGGCGAGCCCAAGAAGAAGAAAAAGAAGAAGAAGAGCAAGGCCGCCGAAGAAUGAGAAGUGUGAAGGUAAAUGUAUGAGUAAAUCAUCCUUUUUUCCUAAGGAUUAUUUUUUUCCUUUAUAAUAGUUUCAUAGAUGCAUAACUACCUAUGCAUUAAAUAUAACCUAUCGAUUUCUAGAUAAGAUUGUAAUUACAA